AUAACCGCGACGCAGGGGGGGGCGGAGAUUGAACUCACACUCACGCAAGCCAGUGGAGUGCGGACCUCCUUGUUGUAAGACAGCGACGACUUCGGCCACCUUCCAUCCUCAGACCCAAGAUACCAUCACACACUCCACGCAUCGCCCUCCUCAGCAUUCAUCGUAGGCAGCAGUAGACACCCUCAUUGCCACUGCUUACUACCACCACUGCUCUUCCACCUCGAGCAAUCGCAGCUCGACCUCGCCUUUGACAACACAAUCACAUCACCUGCAUCAGCUCAGCUCAGCUCAGCUCAGCACCUCCACGAUUGCUGGCACUACUUCACAGAGCCCUACAGGUAGCAUAUACACCUCUCUGCAACAUGGCAGCCGCACUUGAUACAAUGCCAAUGACUCUCUCUCCUGGUCUGGACGCACUCAAGACUUCGCCACUCUCAGGUUCCACCGAAUCGCUGCACCUGGGCGACUACCUAGAUUUAGGGGUCUCCUCUUCCUCUUCCAGUCCUCGCCCCUCACAUGCACCUUCACCUCGCAUGACACGCUCUUCCUCCAACGUUUUCACAGCGGUAGGAUCCUCUUCCACUUCUGUCGCCACAAACAAGACGCUUGCUAGUCCCACUGCUGCUGUGUCUCUCCCUCCACCGGAAACGCAAGCGCCGCCACCCCCUGGAUCUUCACCUGAGGCCGUCUUCCGCUUCUAUCUCAAGAUCGAGCUUCGUAAGAUGGGUUCACCCGCUGACGACUCGAUCAUCGACAAGUACGUUCAACAGCAUUAUAGUACCUUCAUCAAAGCAAUGGAGACUGGCAAGGCCGUGCCUGCACCUCCUAUAGCCCCGGCUGGGGCCUCCAUCGCGGCCUCAUCUCCUGCGCAGAAGCUCAGCAAGACUCCAGUGGCUACUGGUACCAAGACAGGAACCUCGUCCGAACAGAUCGACAAAGCCACGAUCCCGCCAGCAAACAACGUCGAAGCGCUAAGUUCAUUGUCACCUCAGCCCCAGCUGCAGCCAUUCAAGGUUCCUCUUUCAAGUGAUGCUGGCGCUGCCAACAUGUUCGACGUGGGUCCCUCUCAACAGCCUCUGUACGACAACAUCGACCCUCACUUCGUGCAGUUUGGCGGCACUUCUGCCACUGACUUCCCUGGCAUCAAGCGUGAAAGUGACGCAAUGUCCGAGGACGGCGGCGAGGGGAUGGAUGCCAUUGAGGAAGACAGCAAAGACGAUCUCGCUCCUCUCAUUUCGGACAUGCGCUUCAGCGCUGGUCACGGCGGAUCGGAUGGAUCUGGUCGAUACGGCAGCGAUGCAGGAAGCUCCCGAGGUAGUGAAGAGCCGGCUGGCGGCAUACCCCUUAGCAUCCGCGACUCAGCUGCUGCCGAUCUCAGGCCCACAGCAGAAGAAUACAGAGCUCUGAGCAGCAAGGAGAAGAGGCAGUUGAGGAACAAGAUUAGCGCUCGAAACUUCAGAGAACGAAGGAAGGAGUACAUCACUCAUCUCGAGUCCAAGAUCUCUUCCCGCGAUACCAUCAUAGACACUCUCCGCGCUCAGCUCUCGGCAGCAUCUCUGCAAAACAAGAAGCUAGAAGAAGAAGUCAAGACCCUUCAAGCUAGAAGUCUCAGCCAGACGGACGUUCAGAAGAUUCUCGAGGCGCUGCAGAACGUGACUACUACGGCUGGCGCAUCUUACCCUGCCAACACUUCUUCUGCAGCAGACUGGCCUCAGCACCAAGGCGCUCUCCGCUCCUCGGCAGCAAAUGACCUCACCCUGUCUUCUGCUGGCGCAUUCAAUGGCUCCUCUCGGCCCUCUACGCCCUCCUCGCCUCGUCCGGGCAUGGUGCGCAGGGGAAGCCCAUCGCUCGGAUCGAGCGGACAGCUGCCCCAGCACAAUCCGCGAAAGGACAUUGCUGUUGGCUCAUCGGCCAAGGGUAGCAGCAGUAGCGGUGGCAGCGGCUUCUGGAAGGGAGGCCCCACCGUUGCUGCUUCGGCUUGAGGUGCUCGAGGGCAAGCUACCCAGCGCUAAUUCAAAGCUCUGGCACUGAAGCGGCUGAGUGUAUCGGCUAGGAGCAUUCGUUGCUCGCCACCCAGCAUCGUCGCCAUC
This is a messenger RNA of Microstroma glucosiphilum, 2090 nucleotides long. RefSeq lists its product as hypothetical. Gene Ontology annotation, molecular function: DNA-binding transcription activator activity, RNA polymerase II-specific; transcription cis-regulatory region binding. The record is from RefSeq and is a predicted model, not a curated record. The coding region runs from base 363 to 1982 and encodes 539 amino acids. Gene Ontology annotation, cellular component: RNA polymerase II transcription regulator complex. NCBI's taxonomy places the organism in Eukaryota, Fungi, Basidiomycota, Exobasidiomycetes, Microstromatales, Microstromataceae. The transcript has a single exon.